UCUGCAAUUUAUCUUUUUAAAUUGUUUUGAAUAUAAUAUUUACCUAAUCUUAACCACACAGCUAAUCUUAUGCCAAACCUUAAAUAAAGACCAAAGGCACGUUUUAUUUUUCAAUCAUUUUUACGAUAGAGCCAAUUUUGACUUUGUGACUGUGGUAACUAGUGGAAACCCUUAUUUAUCUCUGCUGUUUAGUAUCACUUUCACUUAGUUUAGCGAUUGGGACAGAUCACUUCAAACCACAACUGCAAUACAGUCAACAGAAAAUAAUCCCACAUUUGCAGGUGGCACACAAUAUGAAGUACUACAUAGUUGAGACUGGCAAUACUUUGGAUUCUCAUAUUCAGUUUAUGAGACAAUUCAACAACACCACAAGAUGCUUUACGGAAGUGAAGUCGCCAGUGGAGAGUGAUGUCAUCAUGGCUUUCUGUCCCAUCGUCUCCCGCGUCGGGACUGAUAUUGAAGCAGCACUGCAACAGAUUCCAACUGGUAAAGAUGUCAUUCUGGUAGUGCUGCAUCACACCUUCAACCCAGACUACACUGUACCUGACAGCAGCAGACUAGUGACCAGAAGUGAUGUAAUACUCACAGUGGACUGUCUGUUCUAUGAGAAACUGGGAGGACUCCUGAACUGUCCUCGUAAUGAUGCAGCAGUCUGCGCGAUUCUGAAGAGGCUGAACAUACAGCCAAAGAUCAGACAACUUGCCGUUCCAGCUGUGAUUCUGAGCUGUGUUGUAAUGGUGUUGUGGUACAAUUUUGGAUCCAUGUUGGAACACAGAGUGACACACAAUAUGAAGUACUACACAGUUGAGACUGGCAAUACUUUGGAUUCUCAUAUUCAGUUUAUGAGACAAUUCAACAACACCACAAGAUGCUUUACGGAAGUGGAGUCGCUAGUGGAGAGUGAUGUCAUCAUGGCUUUCUGUCCCACCGUCUCCCGCGUCGGGACUGAUAUUGAAGCAGCACUGCAACAGAUUCCAACUGGUAAAGAUGUCAUUCUGGUAGUGCUGCAUCACACCUCCAACCCAGACUACACUGUACCUGACAGCAGCAGACUAGUGACCAGAAGUGAUGUAAUACUCACAGUGGACUGUCUGUUCCAUGAGAGCCAGGGACUACUGGACUCUUCUCGCAAUGAUGCAGCAGUCAAACAGAUUAGGCUGAAGCUUGACAUGGACUGAUGGAAUGUCCACUACCAAGUUUUUUUUCUUCGUUUUUAUCAAUGAUUCUGUAUCUCUCCCUUUGAAAGGCUUCCUGAGGCAGGUGCCUUGGGAGAGCAGUUAAAAGUGCCCUGAUCCAGCUUCUAAGGGACCUCCCAAAUUAAGCAAGGCCAUUUUGUUUGUGUUUACCCUACAAUUUUUGCCACUCACAUGCCAGCACCCACACACAACCCACCUAUUAAUUAAUAUUUGUUAGUGGUUAAUACUCUGUUUGAUUUAGAAGUGUGGGGUCUUUUUUGUGUGAGUUUUUCACAGGUUAGAAAGGAUGCUGUACACAAAUUAAAGUUUUAAUUGACAGAGUUUUGUUUGCACACAUGUAAAUUCUGUUGAUUAGAAGACAUGUACUGAAAAACCCAAUGUAAACCUGAUACACAAAAUGUUUCAAAUGUUUGAAAUUUAAAUGAUAUCUGAGGUUCAGGAAAACAAACACUCAAUUAAUUGGGCUGACUGACCUCUGACCUCUGUUCUGACUUCCUGGUGAGUCCUGAUCACCCUUACUAGGAAGACAGGAAACAUUAUUUUAUGGGCUAUGUAAAAACAAAUAAUUAAGAAGAAGUUUAUAUGUCAUGGCUGUCGAAAGGAGCGGACCAAGGUGCAGCGUGUUUGUAGUUCCACAUUUUAUUUAAUCCAUGAAACUUUGCAAAACAUAAAUAACUGAAUUGACAAAAACAACAAACCGUGACGCAGAAACAAACACUACUCAAAAGAUAAUAACCCACAAAAACAGGAAGAAAAAAACCCUACUUAAAUAUGAUCUCCAAUCAGAGGUAAUGAGGACCAGCUGCCUCCAAUUGGAGAUCAACCCAAUCAACCCCAACAUAGAAAUAGAAAAACUAGAACUUAAACAUAGAAAUAGGAAACAUAGAACACAAAACACCCCCUGUCACGCCCCGACCUACUCUACUAUAGAAAAUGACAUCUUACUAGGGUCAGGACGUGACAUUAUAAUUUAUCAAUAGUCCUAUGUGUGAUCCUAUUUUACCAUUUCCUUAUGAAAUUAUCAAGACAUAAUUAAGUUUAAAUGUUUAAUUUUUUAUAUUUAAGGCAGUGUUGUUGUUUUUUUUCGGAUGCAUGAAUCACGAUGUGAGUCAUGUGUCCAAAGGGGGAAUUACCAGUCCCCUGUGGCCCUUUGGUAAAUAUGCUAAUUGUUUCCUUCACAAGCCUGCCAGUAAAAGGAAAAAUAUAUGUUGGCAAUGGAUGACAGUUAAUCUAAGUGAAUUGAAGUUUUCCCCACCUCCAGUGAUAUAUGUGAAUUGCUGUUGUUGUUUUCUUUUCUAUGUUUUUGUCUUGCAUCAAUAACAAAUCUCACCAGAUUGGGUCUGCUGGAUGGUCAGGAUUUCUCCCUAAGGAUUAGCCUUCUAAAUUAGUGAAAACAUAGGUUAAUGCAACCCGAUUGUGGUAAGAAAUAUCGAAACAAUGGUUUACAUUAACAGAUUUAUUCACCUCUGAAUCUACAGAUGUGUUGUGUCUGUGUGUGCAUUUUUGAUACUCACUCCCAUUAAUAAAGUAUAACGUUUAUUAUGAUUAUAGUAUUACCAUACUAUGUGGAUUGUACAACCCAGAAUGAAGGGUUUGAAAUGAUGACGUGCCUGUUUUUUUUCUGUGUUGAUUUUCCUUACUUUAAUAGAGUAUAGAAUAUUUUGAUAUAGAAGCUAAAAUCUAAAUGCUUACAUUUAAAAUGUAAUGAUUAUUAUCACACAUAGUGAUAAGAGGAUGGAAUGUAAUGGGAAUUUUAAUGUUUGUGGUUUUCUUUUAACUCAUUUCUGUCUUCAAUUCAUGUGCUGUUCUAUAAACCAAUUUAUGUGUUCAUGCAAGUAGUUGACUGAACACAUCCUCCUCUUGUCAGUAGCUGCAAUUUGGCAGUACUUCCAGACCUUGUUUUGAGAACAAACAAACGAUAUCUCAGUUUAAAGGUCUUAGCUUAGAGAGAAAGAAGCCUUGUGAGGUGUUGGUCUGUCACAUGAUAUGAAACAGAAUGGUAUUGAUUAAUUAGUUAUGCUAAAUCAUGCAAAUAUAACUUGUCUGUGAAUAGCCAUAUAUAAGACAACUGCUGGGUCUGCCCAUCCAGAGCUCCUGAUUGACAUGUGAACUGUGGUGCAUUGAGUUGGUUGGAACUUCUCCAGCGCAAUAAACAACGAUUCAUUUAA
Messenger RNA from Salmo salar (Atlantic salmon), 3364 nucleotides. RefSeq lists its product as uncharacterized. Lineage: Eukaryota; Metazoa; Chordata; Actinopteri; Salmoniformes; Salmonidae. The record is from RefSeq and is a predicted model, not a curated record.